AUGUCAGAGUGCAUGAACCGUACAGGCCCGGGCGAUCACAAUCCAGCAGAGGAAACUGACAGCGUCAUUAACCAAUGGCUAAUUCCUGGCACCUGUGCCUUUGAACUUUUACAUAUAACGUCUCCUAUACUCCUCAGGAGACAAUUACAAAAAUCCUUCAGAACGCUGGAACAGGGAGCCAACUUCUGCCUGGUCUCCCUCGCCCUCUCGGAUCUCAUGUUCUGCCUCUUUGCCCUCCUGACCAUGCUGCUGCCCGCAGACAACAUCUACAGUCACUCAGGCUUGUCCUUGACCUACGGAGUCUACAACGUUGCCAUCAUCAACGUCUUCAUCAUGGAGAGCACGCUGCUGACCGUCGCCAUGUCCCUGGAGCGAUACCUGGCCAUCUGUUUCCCCCUGAGGUUGGAUAUCUACCUUACGACCAGUCGGAUUAAGUUUGUAGUGCUGUUCACUUUCAUAUUUUCCGUGUGUUUUAACAUCCCAGUGCUGUGGAGAAAGGAAGAUGUGCUGCUCUGUGUCGAUCUUCUCGAGGACCAAGUCUUGAAUUCCAGCCGUCUUGCAGGUUUCAGCAACCUCACCAAUCAUAACAUUACUUUUGGAAACGCUACGCAGGAUAUUACCUUUAACAUGUUACAAGCUGUUUCCAUUCCAAAUUCAACAACUUUACUGGAAAAUAAUUCCUUAUCAUCGUCCUUGUCGUCGCUUUCGUCUGCAGAUAUGAUUUACACAACAUCAACCAUAUCGUCGUCGUAUGUAUCUACACACAUCUCUACAGACUUAUCAUCUUCAUCGAAGACUAAUUUGAUGAAAACGCUGGGCAAACCCCGAUACACCGUCAGGACAGUGCUGCUACUCGACAGUUAUGUUUACGACAUUGCCUACCGGAUUCUGUGGGCGUUCUGUGGGAACAUCAUCCCCCUGGUUCUUCUCUUCUACUUCAACGUCUGCCUUUGCCGCCAAAUCUUCUAUUCCUACAAACAGCAAAAGCAUCUUGGACGCCAAAACAAGACCAGAAAUUCAUCCAACAGUUUGACCCUUACCCUGGUGGCGAUUGUUGCUUUGUUCUUUAUCCUAGUGGCGCCUUCAGAGAUAACUCUGCUGGUCCUUCACAUAUCUAACAGUGGGUCUAAUUCCACACCAAAGAUUAUAGAACCAGUUCUGAACUGGAUGCAGUCAAUCAACUUCUCAGUUAACUUCAUUCUCUACUGUAUUAUCAACCCUUUCUUCAGGAAAACUUUAAAACAUAUGAUACUUUGUGGUUGCUGCUGGCUGCCCAGGAAUAAACGAGAAUGGAAGAUAAAACUGCAGACUUCUUUCAU
This is a messenger RNA of Candidula unifasciata, 1319 nucleotides long. Lineage: Eukaryota; Metazoa; Mollusca; Gastropoda; Stylommatophora; Geomitridae. The record is from the annotation of a GenBank genome assembly.